Molecule: messenger RNA, 8031 nt
Organism: Lathyrus sativus (Indian pea)
Lineage: Eukaryota; Viridiplantae; Streptophyta; Magnoliopsida; Fabales; Fabaceae
Source: the annotation of a GenBank genome assembly
AUGGCAGUUUCUGCCGCCAAUAUCCUCUCUAUCUUCUUCCUCUUUUGUGUUGCAGUGUUUCUCCUCUUUACAUUUUCUUCUGCAUUGCUGUCUUGGAUUUUGAGCCGUAUUUUGGGUGCAUCUGUUGAAUUUUGUGUUGGCGGAUGUAACAGUUUACGGGAUGUGGCUGUGAAGUUUGUAAAGGGUGCUACUGAAUCUGUAUGUAUUGGUGAAAUUAAACUCAGCUUAUUAUAUUCCUCUGUCGAACCUGGUGUGGGUUUUCGUUCUUGGAAUCCAAAGUUGCAAUUAUCAAUAUGCAACUUAGAAGUUGUUAUGAGGCCUACAAGUACAAAUAAAAGCUCUGCAAAGAAGAAAACUCAGAAAUCCAAAACUCGUUCUUUAGGCAAGGGAAAAUGGAAGACUAUUGUCAAUAUUGCAAGAUAUCUUUCUUUUUCUUUGACAGAGUUUGUUCUAAAGACACCUAAAGGUACUGUUGGGAUUGGGAAGAUGAAUGUUGAUAUAUCUAAAGGUGGUGGGCCCGAAUCAAAUUUGUUUGUUAGCUUACAUAUCUCGCCCAUUGGCAUUCACAUUAGUGAUCCUCAAGUUAGUUGUGAUCAAUCAUCUAAAUUUAGUGUUGGAGGAUGCAGUGUUUCUAGCCAGGCAUCUGCUGCUCCUACAGAAAAGUCUUCUGCUCCUUUUAUCUGUGAAAAAUUCUCCGUCUCAUGUGAAUUUGGUCAUCGUAGGGAAGUGGGUAUUGUUAUUAAGAAUGUAGAUGUAUCCAUUGGAGAAAUUGCUGUAAAUUUGAAUGAGCGGCUGCUUAUUAAAAAAAAGAGGUCAUCAGAAUCUUCAUCUGGCUCUGAUAGGUCAAGCGUUGAUUCCAUGAGCACAAAACAGUCUUCAACAAAGCAAGAAAAACUAGCACGCUUCAGUUCUUUGUUUCCUGAGAAGGUGGGCUUCAAUCUACCAAAGCUGAAUGUGAAUUUUGCACAUAGCGAGCAUGGUCUUUCUGUUGAAAAUAAUAUCACUGGCAUUCAAUUUAAUAGCAUUAAAUCACGCUCCAAUAAGGAUAUUGGGGAGAGCACUCGCUUUCAUUUUCAACUGGAGUUCAGAGAAAUUCAUCUUCUUAGAGAAGCCGGCGCUUCUGUCUUGGAGAUAACGAAGGUGAAAUUGGUCUCCUUUGUCUGUGUCCCAGUGCAGUCAAUCUCACUUGCUAGAGCUGAAACUGAAAUCAAACUUGGACGUUUUCAAUGCAACAUCAUAAUGAGCAGAUUGAAGCCUUGGUUGCGUCUCCACUCCUCCAAAAAGAAAAAAGUGGUAAUUCGAGAGGAAGCUUCGGUUGUAAAACCGAAAUCAAAUGAGAGCAAGCCCAUCACGUGGAUAUGUAAAUUUUCAACUCCUGAGAUAACAAUCGUGCUUUAUAAUAUGGCUGGUUUUCCGGUGUAUCAUGGUUGCUUACAAUCGCCGCAUCUAUUUGCAAACAACAUUUCAAAUAUGGGGACUUCAGUACAUUUUGAACUUGGUGAGUUCAAUCUCCAGUUGGCUGAUGAAAAUAAAGAAUGGUUGAAAGAAAGCAUUUUUGGUGUGGAAUCAGAUUCUGGCUCUAUUAUGCAGAUUACAAAGGUUAGUUUGGACUGGGGCAAAAAGGACAUGAAAUCCUCUGAAGAACAUGGUCCAAUGUCUAUGCUAGGUUUAUCAGUUGAGGUUACUAACAUGGGAAUUUAUCUAACUAUCAAGCGUUUAGAAACAUUAAUAUCAACAGCAAUAUCCUUUCAAGCUUUAAUGAAAAGUCUAUCUUCAAAGAAAAAAUCAACUCAAAGUCGAGGGCGCUCAUCAAAAUCUUCGGGUAAGGGAACUCAAAUAUUGAAGUGCAAUCUUGUACAGUGUUCAGUAUAUGUAUUGGGGGAGACUGGAUUGGAAAAUACAGACGUUCUAGAUCCCAAGCGAGUUAAUUACGGUUCACAGGGUGGAAGAGUUAUAAUAGAUGUGUCGGAAGAUGGUACCCCUCGCAGUGCUAAGAUAGUGUCCACUGUUUCUGAUAACUACCAAAAACUAAAGUACUGUAUCUCUCUUGAAGUUGUUCAAACCAAGUUAUGUAUAAAUAAGGUGAAACAAUCCACACAGAUAGAACUUGAAAGGGCCAGAUCUAUCUAUCAGGAAUAUGUGGAGGAAAGUAGGCCGAUGACAAAGGUGGCAUUAUUUGAUAUGCAAAAUACUAAAUUCGUAAAACGCUUAGGUGGCCUCAAAGAAAAAGCAGCUUGUUCUCUUUUCAGUGCUACUAGCAUUACAAUAAGGUGGGAGCCUGAUGUUCAUCUAUCACUAAUUGAACUUGUUCUCCAGCUGAAACUAGUUGUACACAAUAAGAAGCUUGAGGAAUAUGGUAAUGAAUGCAUGGGGGACUCAUCUAAUGUAAAAGAUGCAAAUUGCAAAAAUGAAGCUACCAUGGAAUCAAAGAAUCUUGAAAAGAAGAAAGGUUCUAUUUUUGCUGUUGAUGUGGAAAUGUUGAAAAUAUCUGCUGAGCUAGGAGAUGGAGUGGAUGCUAUGGUUCAGGUGCAGUCAAUUUUCUCUGAGAAUGCUAGUAUAGGAGUGCUCUUUGAAGAAUUAAUGAUUAAUUUUAAUCAGGCCAGAAUCUUGAAGAGUAGUCGAAUGCAAAUUUCACGAAUUCCUAGUAUAUCUGCUAGUGCAUCUGAUGCAAAGGGACCCGUAACCACAACAUGGGACUAUGUAAUUCAAGGACUUGAUGUUCAAAUUUGUUUGCCAUUCAGAUUGGAAUUGCGUGCUAUUGAUGAUGCUCUUGAAGACAUGUUACGAGCUUUAAAGCUUAUUGUGGCAGCAAAGACUAAUUUGAUUUUUCCUGUGAAAAAAGAUAAUUCUAAAGUAAAAAAGCCCAGUUCAACAAAAUUUGGAUGCAUAAAAUUUUUCUUACGCAAGUUAACUGCUGACAUUGAAGAGGAACCAAUUCAGGGAUGGCUUGAUGAACACUACCAGAUGUUGAAGAAGGAAGCUGGUGAGUUAGUUGUCAGGUUAAACUUUCUAGAUGAAUUUAUAUCGAAGGCCAAGCAAGAUCGAAAAUCUUCUGAUGACUUGAAUAAUUCUUCUGAAGAGGGAAAAAUUUAUUUUAAUGAUGUUGAAGUUGAUGUAAAUGAUUCUUCAAUUAUUGAGUCUAUGCGAGAAGACAUUUAUAAACGAUCAUUUCGAUCAUAUUAUGAGGCAUGCCAGAAGUUAGUGUUAUCUGAAGGCUCAGGUGCAUGUAGGGAUGGCUUUCAAGCUGGUUUCAAACCUAGUGCUUCAAGGUCUUCACUUUUUACGAUAACUGUGUUAGACUUAGAUGUAAGCUUGACAAAAAUUGAUGGAGGAGAUGAUGGGAUGAUUGAGUGUGUGAGGAAACUUGACCCUGUUUGUCUUGAAUGUGAUAUACCAUUUUCCCGACUGUAUGGGGCAAAUAUUCUCUUGAAUGCGGGUUCUCUUGCGGCUCAGAUUCGAGAUUACACAUUUCCUCUUUUUUCUGGAAAUUCUGGCAAAUGUAAAGGUUCUCUUGUGUUGGCUCAGCAGGCAACUAGCUUUCAACCUCAAGUACUUCAAGAUGUCUAUGUUGGGCGGUGGAGAAAGGUGUGGUUGCUUCGAUCAGCUAGUGGUACAACUCCACCCAUGAAGACAUACUUAGAUUUACCAUUACAUUUUCAAAGAGGCGAAGUGUCAUUUGGGGUGGGUUAUGAACCAGUUUUUGCUGAUCUUAGUUAUGCUUUCACUGUGGUGCUACGGAGGGCUAAUCUAAGUAUUAGGAAUCCUGGCCCACUUAUAUUGCCACCAAAAAAGGAGAAGAGUUUGCCAUGGUGGGAUGACAUGAGAAAUUAUAUUCAUGGAAAAACUUCCUUAUUAUUUUCUGAAACUAGAUGGUAUAUUUUGGCAUCUGCAGAUCCUUAUGAAAAGCUUGAUAAACUUCAAAUUGUGACUAGCUCUUUGGAAAUUCACCAGUCAGAUGGUCGUAUUCUUGUUUCUUCCAAAGAUUUCAAGAUUUUUUUGAGUAGUUUGGAAAGUCUGGCAAACAAACGUGGAUCUAAAAUUCCAGCUGUUGUCAAUAGUCCAUUUUUGGAAGCCCCAGUCCUUACAACUGAAGUUACAAUGGACUGGGGUUGUGACUCUGGAAAACCCUUGAAUCAUUAUUUAUUUGCACUUCCUAUUGAAGGAAAGGCUCGCGAAAUAAUAUUUGAUCCCUUCAGAUCCACUGCUCUUUCCAUUCGAUGGACCCUAUCUUUUGGAUCUGCUCUUCCUUUGUCAGAAAAGAAACAUCCAUCCUCCAUAGCAAUAAAUAGUACAGAAGCAAAUGCUAAUGUAUCUCAUCCUCCUAACAUUUGUCAGAAUUUUUCACCUGCUUCCCCAACAAUACAACUCGGUGCUCAUGAUCUAGCAUGGAUUGUAAGAUUCUCGAACUUGAACUACCUUCCUCCACAUAAACUGCGCAUGUUCUCACGAUGGCCCCGUUUUGGAGUUCCUAGAAUUGUCAGAUCAGGUAAUCUUGCACUUGAUAAAGUGAUGACUGAAUUUAUGAUGCGUAUAGAUUCCACUCCAAUCUGCAUAAAGAACAUGCCAUUACAUGAUGACGAUCCAGCUAAAGGACUGACCUUCAUGAUGAAAAAGUUCAAGCUUGAAUUAUAUUUUAGUCGGGGACAGGAACAUUAUACUUUUGAAUGCAAACGCGAACUUCUUGAUCUUGUUUUCCAAAGUAUUGACCUUCAUAGGCCCAAGUGUUUCCUAAAUAAAGAAGAGUGCGGAACUGUGGCUAAAUCAGUUAAUGUGAUACCAAAAAGUACACAAUCUACAUCCGAGGAAAAAACUCCCUCUAAAAAGGGUUAUCUGGCACAGAAAAAUCACGAUGAUGGAUUUCUGUUAUCUUGUGAUUACUUUACCAUACGAAAACAGUCUCCAAAGGCUGAUCCUGCUACAUUAUUAGCCUGGCAAGAAGCCGGAAGAAGAAAUGCUGAGAAGACCUAUGUACAGUCUAGCUGUGAAAAACAGAGCGAAACAGAUGAGCAUAUGCAAUCAGACCCAAGCGAUGAUGAUGAGUACAAUGUGGUGAUAGAGGAUGAUGGGUAUAAUGUGGUAAUAGCUGACAGUUGUCAGCGCGUGUUUGUCUAUGGUCUAAAGCUUUUGUGGAAUAUUGAAAACAGAAAUGCAAUUUGUUUUUGGGCUGGCGGUCUAGCCAAAGCUGUUGCACCUGCCAAGCCUUCUCCUUCCCGGCAGUAUGCACAGAGAAAAUUACACGAGAACAACAACCAGCAAGAUGGAAGUGAAACUCGUCAAGACGAUGCGUGUGAAACCCAUCAAGAUGACGAAACUGAAAUGCAAAGAGAUGAUGGACCUGAAACCCAUAAAGAUGAAGGAGUUGAAACCCAUAAAGAUGAAGGAGUUGAAACCCAUCAAGAUGAAGCUAGUAAGUCCCUUCCCACCGGUAACAUCUUAGAUUCGCCUUCUUCUCUGGCUGCCAAGACUACUGAAUUCCCUUCAUUCCCAUCCAGUUCAUUUAAGAUGGACAGCUUACCAUCAGCCAAAUAUGAAAAUACAGACGAUUCGAUGGAGGGGACUCGACAAUUCAUGGUUAAUGUUAUUGAACCACAAUUUAAUCUUCACUCAGAGGGUGCAAAUGGUAGGUUUUUGCUUGCUGCUCUAAGUGGACGUGUUUUAGCCCAGUCGUUUCAUUCAGUUGUUCAUGUUGGCCAUGACAUGAUUGAGCGAGCACGUGGUACGACAGAAGAAAAUAUUAGUGAAUACCAGCCUGAAAUUGCAUGGAAAAGAAUGGAGUUGUCUGUUAUGUUGGAGCAUGUUCAAGCGCAUGUAGCCCCAACGGAUGUUGAUCUAGGGGCUGGGGUGCAGUGGCUACCAAAAAUUAUUAAAGGCUCUCCAAAAGUAACGCGUACAGGUGCACUUCUUGAGAGAGUUUUUAUGCCUUGUGACAUGUACUUUCAGUACACAAGGCACAAAGGGGGCACUCCAGAAGUGAAGGUGAAGCCCUUGAAGGAGCUCAAGUUCAAUUCUCAUAAUAUUACAGCAGCAAUGACAUCUCGUCAGUUUCAAGUCAUGUUGGACGUGUUAAACAAUCUUCUAUUUGCACGGCUUCCAAAGCCUCCAAAAAGUAGCCUGACACUUUCAAAUGAAGAUGAUGAAAAUGUCGAAGAGGAAGCAGAUGAGGUGGUUCCUGAUGGUAUUGAGGAGGUGGAACUUGAAAAAAUCAACCUCGAAAAGAAAGAAAGGGAACAAAAGUUGCUUCUUGAAGAUAUGAAAAAGUUGUCUUUUUUGUGUGAUCCUUCCAAAGAUCCACAUCCAGAAAAGGAACGGGACUUGUGGAUGAUAGAUGGUGGAAUAGCCAUGCUGGUCCAAGGAUUGAAGAGAGAACUUGUAAGUGCUCAAAAAUCCAGGAAGGAAGCAUAUGCAUCAUUAAGAAUGGCCAUGCAAAAAGCAGCACAGGCGCGGCUAAUGGAGAAGGAGAAGAACAAAAGCCCUUCCCAUGCUAUGCGCGUAUUUUUGCAAAUUAACAAAGUUGUUUGGAGCAUGCUUCUUGAUGGUAAAUCCUUUGCUGAAGCCGAAAUCAAUGACAUGAUCUAUGAGUUCGAUCGGGAUUAUAAGGAUGUGGGUGUUUCUCAGUUUACAACCAAAUAUCUUGUUUUCAAAAACUGUCUUCCCAAUGCCAAAUCUGAUACGAUUUUGUCAGCGUGGAAUCCUCCAGCCGAAUGGGGAAAAAAAGUCAUGCUUCAAGUUGAUGCGAGACAGGGAGCUCCAAAGGAUGGAAGUUCACCCUUUGAACUUUUCCAGGUAGAAAUAUAUCCACUUAAGAUCCAUUUACAAGAGACAAUGUAUAGGAUGAUGUGGGGAUAUUUCUUCCCAGACGAAGACCGAGUUUCACAACGCCGACAGGAAGUUUGGAAGGUUUCAACCACAGCUGGUGCAAGGCGUGUUAAAAAAGGUUCUUCAGCCAGUGAAGCUUCCACCUCCAGCAAUCAGUCGACAAAGGAGUCUGAGGCCUCGUCCAAAUCUUCCAUCUCUUCAUUUCUAUUUCCUACAACCAAUCAGGCUUCUGCCCAAGCUGGUUCUGCACAGGCAUCCAAAGCACAAAAUGCAAAAGUAGUUCCUGGUUCAACCGCCGAGUUGAAAAGGUCAUCUUCUUUUGAUAAGUCAUGGGAAGAGACCGUGGCAGAAUCUGUAGCUGAUGAACUCGUCUUACAAAGUUUAGCUUCAAACAAAAUUAGCCCAUUUGACUCUACCGAGCAACAAGAUGAAGCUUCCAAGAGUAAAUCAAAAGAUCCGAAAGGUGUAAAAGCUGGUCAAUCAUCUAUUGAAGAAAAGAAGGUGGCUAAGCCACAAAAGAUAAUGGAAUUUCACAACAUCAAAAUUAGUCAGGUGGAAUUGUGUGUUACAUAUGAAGGGCAAAGAUUUGUCGUAAAUGAUUUGAAAUUACUGAUGGAUCAAUUUCACCGGGCCGAGUUUAGCGGGACUUGGCGAAGACUCUUCUCACGAGUUAAGAAGCACAUUAUUUGGGGAGUCUUAAAGUCUGUGACUGGCAUGCAGGGGAAGAAAUUUAAAGACAAAGGUCAGAAUCAGCCCAGUGGACCCACUGUUCCAGAAAUUGAUCUUAAUGUUAGUGAUACGGAAGGCCAUGCAGGAAAACCUGAUAAGCUUCCACCAUCUUGGCCUAAGCGCCCUACUGAUGGAGCGGGCGAUGGAUUUGUAACAUCUGUUAAAGGUCUAUUUAACACUCAACGCCGUAAGGCAAAGGCGUUUGUGCUCAAGACAAUGAAAAAUGAAGCAGAAAAUGAAGCUCAAGGAGAUUGGAGUGAAAAUGAUGUAGAGAUUUCUCCUUUUGCUAGACAGCUCACGAUAAUAAAAGCCAAAAAACUUAUUAAGCGGCACUCUAAGAAGAUCAACCCCAAAGCAGAGAAAGGUUCAUCCUCAACGACCGCAGUUCAAAAAGAAGAAUUACAACCGUCAUUUCCCAAAGAGGAAGCUAUAUAUGACAGUGAUUCGUCAAGUGGAUCCUCAUCCUAUGAAGCUUUUCUUGAAUAG